Molecule: messenger RNA, 1851 nt
Organism: Ascochyta rabiei
Lineage: Eukaryota; Fungi; Ascomycota; Dothideomycetes; Pleosporales; Didymellaceae
Exons: 1
Coding region: 1-1851 (616 amino acids)
Source: RefSeq, a predicted model, not a curated record
AUGGAUCCAUUCCGUUACCGCAAGGCUUAUGCGGCGAUGCUCCAGGCGACACAGCUUAUUGAGCAACGACUCCAUCAGAGCGUUGACUUGGAAGUCAGGCAGCCCGAGCAGCAUGACGAAUCUGUUGCUGCGUUUCAAGACCAGGAUCCGGAUAGCAUGGACUGGACGCCCACUGGGGGUAUGACGCCUACCACGGCUGCAGAAUGUGGACCACCACCUUCGCUGUCUGAAAAGUUGCGACCGCUUCUGCCUGGUGGUGGUGAUGGCGAUAUUCAAGCCAUAGAUCGAGGGGACAACGCUGCACUGCUCCAAAAACUAAAGGAGGGCAAACUCAUGGACGAGUGUAUCGACAAACUCGUGCAAGAUUUGCCGGAGGCGCUCAGCUACAAUAAAUCUGCGGCAUUCACUCCUUCCACAAUAGAGGUUCCCAAAGACUUUGGGCUGCAGCUGUCGAUCUCUAUCAAUCAUCACAUGGCACAGAUAGCAGAUCGGCAAGCGUUGGAAAAAUAUCGACGACUGCUGGGUCAUCGCAAAGAUGCAGCAAAACGCAGACCCGUCAAGCUUGGAUUCGAUCCAGUUGAGUUGAUCAGGAAGCAAGCUGUUGCGUUUGCUGAGAACGUCCCCUCUCCAGAAUGUACGCUCAAGAAUGAAGUCCAUUCCAUCUUCCGCCCAGAAAACUGGCAUGGGUGCCCUGAUAAUAUUUACGAAGUGCUCAGGCCGGGCAUGCAGCUUGCGACAUUGUUCCUGACCUCUCGAGCCACAGCUCACUACUGGCACACGCUCGUGUUUGGCGAACGAGAAGCGUGCCUGAAGACCUCAGAAGCGUACGGCCAGCCAUGCCAUCGUAUCCGUGAAGACGUGCCUUGGUCCGAGGAGCGACAUGCGGCUUUCAACAAUUUCUUGAGCAAUCAGCUGGAUACUGUGUACUUCUGCUUCCACAACAACCCUCUGCCACCAGAAACCGUGUACGCAUCGAUGGGCCUGGUGCGAGACUACAAGAACGGCUUGCUACGCAAGAUGAACGACAAGUGCCAUACGAGUCGCAUCUGCUUGCACUCGGACUUCUACACUACCGCGAAGAAGCUGAGUCUUCUGCGGUAUCGAGAGCCGGCCAUGGUCCUGCGGUUCAACCUGUUCCUCGCCAUCUGCCUCAGUCACGAGAUUGCACACUUCUGCGAAGUGUCAGGCCCCCAUCACGACCAUCCGUUGCUGUCGGAGCCCGAGGUCUUCUGGGGCGACAACAUGUGGACAGAGAGUGGCAUUGCCUUUGAAACCAAGGUCUUUGGCGGACGCAUACAUCCUCUGUCUAGCCGCAUUGACUGCAGCCUGGGCUUGGCAUGUCUCGACUACCCGCUCAAGGAGCUCUACGACAAGGACGAAAACGUUCUCUACGCUCUGCCCAUGGACUACAUCCUCAAGCUGCAGCAGGACGAGACCUGGCAGCAGGACUUUAGCAAAACGGGCGCUGAGAUUUUCUUUGUCCCGCGAAACGGCAGCCGGUCUGUCGAGAUCAACGGCGCAAACCUGAUGAUGUGGGAGGAUGAGAACCAAGCCGACAUAUCCGAUCACAUUGACGGCAAGGAGACGGAGUGGAAGCGCAUGGACGACGGUUCCAUCGCCAAGAACCCAAACUCGAACAAUCGCAAGCCACAACGGCCGCCUGCCGUACAACGGUGGAGUCCGUAUGGUCACAAAAGGAAGAAUACGGCUGAGAGGGUGUCGUGUGUAUCGACAGAAGUAGUCGAUGGUGUGGAAGAUGCUGUGCCGGGAGCAGCCGAGUCAGAUGUUGAUGCAGGGGGAGACGGUAGUGUUGAGGAAGCAAGCGUGGUCCCAGAUCAAGACAUGGCGUGA